Messenger RNA from Ornithodoros turicata, 1044 nucleotides. RefSeq names its product GTP-binding protein Rheb-like (gene Rheb). Gene Ontology annotation, biological process: small GTPase-mediated signal transduction. The record is from RefSeq and is a predicted model, not a curated record. The coding region runs from base 380 to 928 and encodes 182 amino acids. The transcript is spliced from 8 exons. Gene Ontology annotation, molecular function: GTPase activity; GTP binding; GDP binding. Gene Ontology annotation, cellular component: plasma membrane. Lineage: Eukaryota; Metazoa; Arthropoda; Arachnida; Ixodida; Argasidae.
GCGCCACGCUGGCUGCGCGCUGCGCCAUCUGCGUACCGAGCUCGAGCAACACAUGAUCACGCUUUUGCUCGUAGGCUCGUAGUUACUGCGGUGCACGGUGCUACAGUGCUUGGAAGUUUAAUUUUAGAAUAAUUUCCCUUUCAAUUACCCCGUAGACGAGCACGUCAUCAGUUCAGCUGGAUGAACUUGAAAAGUGCCCGGCGGUGGGAAAAAGUGAAAGCUCUCAAAUGCCUGUUCUGCUACUACAAUCGUGACCGUGUGGUGUGUUUACAUCUUGUGUUUACAUAAGUCUUCCUUCGCCAACGAACACACUAUCGGCUCUCUGCCGCGGGUACAGCCUGGAACUGUUGUGUACUGUGCUAGCGAAAAGAUAAUCGUAAUGUCUCCAAAAUCCAGGAAGAUAGCGAUUAUGGGCUAUCGGUCUGUAGGAAAAUCUUCACUUACAAUCCAAUUUGUGGAAAAUCACUUUGUGGACUCCUACGACCCAACAAUAGAGAACACAUUUCAUAAGACCGUUAAGUUAAGGGGACAAGAAUACCACCUGAUGCUUGUAGACACAGCAGGUCAGGAUGAAUAUUCCAUCUUCCCACUGUCGUACACAAUGGACAUCCACGGCUACGUCUUGGUCUACGCCAUCGACUCUACGAAGAGCUUCGAAGUCGUGAAGGCACUGUACGAGAAGUUACUCGACAUGACCGGAAAAGUGCAUGUUCCUAUUGUACUCGUGGGCAAUAAAGUCGACCUGAGAGUUGAAAGGGUGGUAAGCUAUGAGGAAGGAAAGCAAGCAGCAGAGUACAUGAAAGCCGCAUUCCUCGAGGCAUCAGCAAAGCAGUACCAGAGCGUCUCCGAAAUAUUCAGCGCAAUGGUUCAGCAAGUGGACAAGGCAGAUGGGAAUGUUCCCGAGAACAAGUCGUGUGUGGUAUCGUGACUGGCUCGUGUACUUCUUCUCGGAUCCAGUUGUACUAUACAAGUGCUUUACAUUUACGUAUUCUGUUCAGCGUGAAAUGUCUCUUAUUAAAGCGUUUAUCGUCUUUCCUUGCUGGA